AUGUCGACGGAACUCUCCAAGGAUGAAGUGAACAAACUCUGCCAGGACCUCGUGUACAAGGUCGCUUAUGCCUUCUACGACUCGCCCAUCACGGAGAAGAAGCUGGGCGAGAUUCUGAACGUUGGCCCCAACGACGUGCGCAAGUAUCUCGCUAACCCCAGCUACGUGAACAAGGAGAAGAUUGCGGUGAACACGCAGAGCAACUGGGUCCCUCGCGGGGGGCGGGAACAGCCGCAGCGCAAGUCGCGCGACGUCAUCUACUGGUACCUGGACUACCGGGAGUUCAGCGAUGUGGUGAAAUACCGCAUUGCGAUGAUGCGCAAGGCGAUCGACGAGAAGCUGAAGCAAGAAGUGGGGAAGCGGGGGUACGUGUGCUCGAACUGCGGGAAGGGGUACGACCCGCUCGAGAUCAGCAACACGUUUGACCCGCGGACGAAUCUGUUCCUGUGCGAGCUGUGCGGCGGCGAGCUGGUCGAGGACGACCCGAGCACACACACUGCAGACGGCCAGGCAGCAGCGGGAGACCAAAUGCAGCGGUUCAACCUGGCGACGGCGCCGAUCCGCGACGCGCUGAAGCAGAUCGAGGGCCAGCGCCUGCCGACGAUCAACAUGGUGGCGUGGAUUGCGAAGAAUGUCGUCACCGACGUGCCAGACGGGAAAGAAGAAGACACGGAGAGCCGGAAGCGCAAGAUCGACGUCGUCUUCGACGCCGAGGACGACAGCGAGGAGAAGGAGCGCCUCGCGCAGGAACAGCGACAGCAGAACGCCCUCCCAGACUGGCACCUCAAGUCGACCGUCACGGGCGACGCGACGACGCUGGGCAUCAAGGAGGCUGCGGCGGAACGGAAUCGUGCAAGCGAGGGCCCCGUGUCCAAGAAGGAGAAGAUUGCAGACGACGACGACGACCUCGCCGCUCACUAUGCCAACAUGGAGAACGACGACGAGGACGAGAUGGAGGACGCGGACGAGCCGGAACUCGCACAGGAGAGCAGCAUCGAGCCCACACCAGACGAUACGCCCGCCCCUGCGGGAGACGACGACGUCAUGGUUUCCGUUGGCGGCGUCAUGAAGCCGCUCCUCGAUGUGACCGAGGCGGACCAGGACGAAAUGACGCCGGCCGAGUACGAGGCGUACGCGGCGGCCAUGGGCUUCUAA
Trichosporon asahii var. asahii CBS 2479 is the source of this 1155-nucleotide messenger RNA. RefSeq names its product transcription initiation factor TFIIE alpha subunit. Gene Ontology annotation, cellular component: transcription factor TFIIE complex. The record is from RefSeq and is a predicted model, not a curated record. Gene Ontology annotation, biological process: transcription initiation at RNA polymerase II promoter; transcription open complex formation at RNA polymerase II promoter. NCBI's taxonomy places the organism in Eukaryota, Fungi, Basidiomycota, Tremellomycetes, Trichosporonales, Trichosporonaceae. Bases 1 to 1155 code for a protein of 384 amino acids. The transcript is spliced from 3 exons.